Messenger RNA from Echinostoma caproni, 282 nucleotides. The record is from the annotation of a GenBank genome assembly. NCBI's taxonomy places the organism in Eukaryota, Metazoa, Platyhelminthes, Trematoda, Plagiorchiida, Echinostomatidae.
AUGGCCAUAUUUGGUUGCGGGCCACACUCGUCACGUCGCAGCGCUGUCCACGGAUAUGUGUGGUGUUUUGUGUGGAGAACCCUUGCCAGGGGUAAACCCACCACAUCCUCGAGCGGUGCCGCUGAUCGUCCGCUUCCGCUUAUUCGGAAGGCCGAGGCCCACGUUAUUCACGGUUUGCCGCGAGAUGACGGCCGUUCUCCUAUCCGCGACCUGGGGACGCGCUCGGUGGCAUACAGCUCUGCUCUCCCGAGCCAUCGUGUACCUCUGCAUUUGCUAAUCUAA